This is a messenger RNA of Colletotrichum paranaense, 570 nucleotides long. RefSeq lists its product as uncharacterized. The coding region runs from base 1 to 570 and encodes 189 amino acids. The transcript has a single exon. The record is from RefSeq and is a predicted model, not a curated record. Lineage: Eukaryota; Fungi; Ascomycota; Sordariomycetes; Glomerellales; Glomerellaceae.
AUGAAGAAGAGAUUCUACUGCUCGGACCCAGAGAUGGCUAUACUGUUCUCCAUCUGCCUCGCCUUAGGAAUAUUGGUGGUUUCCCAUGAAUCCAUCUCUUGGUAUCUUGGUGUCGGUAACAACCAGCUCAUUGUCGUCGGAUUCCUGCUCAGCAUCAUGAGUAUAUGCUUAGGCAGCGUCGCGCCGAACCUGUUCAUUCUCAUAGAGGCCAUAUUUGGCGAGUCCACUAUCCAGAACUACGACGAGCUUCUGCGCAACAAGCCUACCGCCUCGAGACUUGGUGUGUCUUGGAGAGUGGCACUCAUCCUCAUGUUGGCUCUUCCCAUUGCUCUCAGCGUCGCGUACAAGACCUUCACUGUUGGCGAGAGUCGGAUGGAUAUCGACAGCUUUGACUACAUCUCCAACAAGACCUAUUAUGGCAUGUUCCAGCCGCCUGGCAUACUUUUGUUCAACGGCGUCUCUAGGUUUUUCAACGCAACCACGGCUUUUCGGGAAGCCACAAAACUCAGCUCAAAUGGCCCUGAGCCACCUUUUCCAACACUGCCGAGCACAUAUGGCUACAAUAUCUAA